Molecule: messenger RNA, 2101 nt
Organism: Sorghum bicolor (sorghum)
Lineage: Eukaryota; Viridiplantae; Streptophyta; Magnoliopsida; Poales; Poaceae
Product: cyclin-P2-1
Exons: 1
Coding region: 391-1095 (234 amino acids)
Biological process (GO): regulation of cyclin-dependent protein serine/threonine kinase activity
Molecular function (GO): protein kinase binding
Source: RefSeq, a predicted model, not a curated record
UCGUCGAUCGAUCACGGAUCCCCCCCAACCACGCUACCAGCCGAGACGAUCGAUCAAGUCUGUCAGUCGUCGCUGCAUCCAUCUGAAUUUCUUUUUGAUUCCCUACGGCUUCCGGGCUCCUUCCUCGUGUCAACUUCACUCCACACGUCCAGCAUCACGCCAUUGUUUAUAGCUUCUCCGCCCCCACAACCACACCUCGCCGACGCCCCCCGCGUGUAUAAGUAGCCUCGGGUUCACGAGCUUGCAGUUGCAGUGCGCAGUUCAGUGUGGGCGUGUGUGGUCGAGAGGCGGGCCGGGACCGGGAGCGAAGCUCGCCAGUUGAUAGCACAGGUCGCCGGCCGUGAGUCCAUCGUGUGGGUUCGUGACCACCGAUUCAUCUGAAGUCAAGAAAUGGCAACGAGCGAGCUGCCGUCGGAGUCGGACGCGUUCGCCUUCCCGUGCCGCGACGACGACGGGACGGGGACGCCGCUGUCGCCACCGGUCGUGAUCUCGGUGCUCGCGUCCAUCCUGGAGCGGCACAUCGCCCGCAACGAGCGGGCCCUGGCGGCCGCCGCGGCGCCGGGAGACGCCGCCGCCGCCGCCGACGACGACGACUCGGCAACGAGGAAGAGGGCGCGGGCGUUCGACAGCGGCACGGAGCUGGACAUGAGCGUGCACGCGUUCCUGGAGCGCUUCGCCCGGUACGCGCACGUCCCGCCGCAGGUGUACGUGGUGGCGUACGCGUACCUGGACCGGCUCCGGCGCCUCGGCGACGCCGGCGUGCGCGUGGUGCGCGGCAACGCGCAGCGCCUGCUGACCACGGCCAUCCUCGUGGCGUCCAAGUUCGUCGAGGACCGCAACUACAGCAACUCCCACUUCGCGGCGGUGGGCGGGCUGGCCCCGGCGGAGCUGGGCGCGCUGGAGCUCGACUUCUUGUUCCUGUUGCAGUUCAGGCUCAACGUCUGCACGGCCGUGUUCCGGAGCUACUGCCGACACCUGGAGCGGGAGGUGAGCCACGGCGGCUGGUACCGCGUGCAGAGGCCGCUCGAAUACAGGGCGCUCGUCGUCUGCGCCGGUGAAGCGCGGGCGCAGCACCGCCAGGCAGCGGCAGCGUAGUAAAAGCUUAGCUCUGAGUCUGAGACAAGUUUGCAGAGCUGGGUGAUCAUCUCUGUCUGCGUCAUCCGCCGGCGACCACUGGGGAUUGAGAGCUGCGGCGUCGCCGCCACAGGCACGCUGGUAGAGAAGGUGUCGGUGCCCGAAGGGCGCACGGAAUGUACUGUACAUAGAUAGCAUAAUGAGUAAUCAUGGUUUGCACUACGAGUUUAGUGGCCUUGAGUUUAGACUUGCAAGCAUUGUUCUCCGUUGGCAAUUAGCAAGUGUCCCUUUUACCAUGAUUGGAAAAAAAAUUAUAUAUUCGAAGAGGGGGAAAAAAAAAAGGUGACUGCUUCUCUAGUCUUCUCGAAAGAAGAAGAACGCUUUUAACAAGAUCAUAAACAAUUGGUUCCAGCAGCUAACAGAACGGAUUGGGAUUCUGGGUGUUUGAUAGCGAAAUAAGUAAAAGAUUAGCAUCAACAGGGACCAGCGCUAACUUUGCCAUCACUUUACCUCAAGUCACGGCUCACGAUGGAUGGCCAAAUUGCCAACCAACGAGACCAAAUGAUUCCAUAUCAGACGCGGAAAAGAGCUGGAAAAAAACGUUAUAUAUUUGCAUGAUGCGAUCGUGUUGUCGGUGCGACAUCGCCGUCAGCUAACUUUGCACAUCAUAAAAAGGCGGUGGGCACAGCACCGGCGCAGCGCAGGCACAGCAGAGGACCUCCCGCGCGCUGCAGCAACCCAUCUGCCUCGCCCCCGCGACACGACCCAUACGGUACGGACGCGCCUCCGUUUGCUCCAAGGACCAGAAACUGACGAAGCAGAUGUGAAGUGAAGAUGCCGAUGCCCCUGGACCUGGUCCAUGCUGAGGGUCUGUAGUGCAACUCUCCAAAGUCCAAACACAUGGGCAAAAAUAGCUGAGGGUCUGUAGUGCAACUCUCCAAAGUCGAAACACAAGUCCAAACACUUCAGAUCAUGUUUUGUCAUGGCAUAUGUGGGUAAUUUAAAUAUAGAUUCAUCGGUUGUGUUA